Brachypodium distachyon (stiff brome) is the source of this 1467-nucleotide messenger RNA. RefSeq names its product glutamine synthetase cytosolic isozyme 1-2. Gene Ontology annotation, molecular function: glutamine synthetase activity. Lineage: Eukaryota; Viridiplantae; Streptophyta; Magnoliopsida; Poales; Poaceae. Gene Ontology annotation, cellular component: cytoplasm. The transcript is spliced from 11 exons. Bases 116 to 1180 code for a protein of 354 amino acids. The record is from RefSeq and is a predicted model, not a curated record.
CCUCUUCCUGCUUUCACCUCAUCCCCUGCUCUUGAGCUGCACAUCUCUCACCUCGUCUCAUCCAAUCGCUUGGAUCGCCUUGCCCAUCAAGGCGUCAUCCCUUUGCUUGCGAGCAAUGGCCAGCCUCGCCGACCUCGUUAACCUCGACCUUAGUGACUGCACCGACAAGAUCAUCGUCGAGUACUUGUGGGUUGGAGGAUCUGGCAUAGACAUCAGGAGCAAAGCAAGGACCGUGAAUGGCCCCAUCACCGAUGCGAGCCAGCUGCCCAAGUGGAACUACGACGGCUCCAGCACCGGCCAGGCUCCCGGCGAGGACAGCGAAGUGAUCCUAUACCCUCAAGCCAUUUUCAAGGACCCGUUCAGGAGAGGUGAUAACAUCCUUGUUAUGUGCGACUGCUACACACCACAAGGUGUGCCAAUCCCCACUAACAAGAGGCACAAUGCUGCCAAGAUCUUCAACAACCCUAAGGUUGCAGCUGAGGUGACAUGGUAUGGUAUUGAGCAGGAGUACACUCUCCUUCAGAAGGAUGUGAACUGGCCCCUUGGCUGGCCAGUUGGUGGCUACCCUGGUCCUCAGGGACCAUACUACUGCGCCGCCGGUGCUGAUAAGGCGUUCGGCCGCGAUAUCGUGGACGCGCACUACAAGGCCUGCCUCUACGCCGGGAUCAACAUCAGCGGCAUCAACGGGGAGGUCAUGCCCGGGCAGUGGGAGUUCCAAGUUGGCCCGUCCGUCGGGAUCGCCGCUUCCGACCAGCUGUGGGUGGCGCGCUACAUCCUCGAGAGGAUCACUGAGGUGGCCGGAGUUGUGCUGUCGCUCGACCCGAAGCCGAUCCCUGGUGACUGGAACGGCGCAGGCGCUCACACCAAUUACAGCACCAAGUCCAUGAGGGAGGCUGGGGGCUUCGAGGUGAUCAAGAAGGCGAUCGAGAAGCUGGGGAAGAGGCACACGGAGCACAUCGCCGCCUACGGCGAGGGCAACGAGCGCCGCCUCACCGGCCACCACGAGACCGCCGACAUCAACACCUUCAAAUGGGGCGUGGCGAACCGGGGCGCGUCCAUCCGCGUGGGCCGGGACACGGAGAAGGACGGCAAGGGCUACUUCGAGGACCGCAGGCCGGCCUCCAACAUGGACCCCUAUGUCGUCACCUCAAUGAUCGCCGAGACCACGCUCCUGCUCUGAUCCAAUCCAGACGGACGGCAGCAAAGCUACUUUUGUUUCUGCAAAACGACGCCAAAGCUACUUUAAUUUCUGCAAAAUGUUCCCAUGGCUAAAAAUUGGACCGCUUCCUAUUUCGACCUCUUCGCGUGGGCAAAGGUCUUCUUUAUUACCAGUCUGUUUUUGGGGUGUAUGCUAGCUCUUCAGUGUACUCUUUUGCGUAAGAGUUCUUCAGUGUACUCUGAAUAAUGUUAUUUCCUUCCUCGCAAUGUGAUUUAUGGAACCGGCCGGCAAGUUGUCUUUCUGUUCAA